Messenger RNA from Galleria mellonella (greater wax moth), 4648 nucleotides. RefSeq names its product beta-1,3-glucosyltransferase. Gene Ontology annotation, molecular function: acetylglucosaminyltransferase activity. The record is from RefSeq and is a predicted model, not a curated record. NCBI's taxonomy places the organism in Eukaryota, Metazoa, Arthropoda, Insecta, Lepidoptera, Pyralidae. The transcript has 11 exons. Gene Ontology annotation, cellular component: membrane. The coding region runs from base 190 to 1614 and encodes 474 amino acids.
ACCGGCAUCCACAACACUAGUCAAAAACGUCACUUUUUUCAAAUGUUUUGUUUGUUUCAAUAUUUAUUAAAAUAAUAUGCUUUUUUUUCUUUAUAAACUAAGUUUACAAAUUUAGUUUAGGAAUUUUCAAAAUUAAAAGUAUAGAUAGAAGUGAAUUAUUCGAUUUUGUUUUAUUUUACUGUUUCAAAUAUGGACAAAAUUGCAACGUUGGUGCUAACUCUCGCCUAUUUACAAUUUGCUCUUAGUUUCGAAUCGAGACAUGUAGUGUUCGUUAUAGUAAGUCAGCCAGAGCCGUACCACGCGAGCGUCGCCGCACGGCUCAAACAAGACAUUCAAAACCAAGUAUUGGAAAUAGAUAAGAGUGAAGCAAAAGUGCAUAUAACCCACGAAGAAUUCCCAGUGCCAGGCGGCUGGACCAUAAUACCCCUGUUACGGCCACUAAUAAACAAGUACAAGAAUACUGACGUGCGAUGGGCCUUAUUUAUCGAGCCACACACGGCGGUCAGGUGUCGCAAUUUGUUCAAGGCUCUGGAUGCAGCUGACAAACAGGAGGAUGUAAUGUGGAUUGGUUACCCGUUGAGUGAUGAAGAACCGACUAUAAUUCAUCACUUCGCGUUCUACGAGGAUCUAGAGGAGGAAGGCGGAUUUGUGUACCCGAAUUUCGCAAGUGGUUUCGCUAUGAGAAUGCAGCUUGUUUAUUCAUUCCUUAAGCAAAUAGAAGGCGGCGAACGUAAGCUGGAAGCUGACUUCUCAAUAGACCCGGCGUUCGAGCUCGCAAAAUUGGUGUACGGCGGUGCACACAAUCCUGGCCCACUGCUCACUCCCGAUCUCAGCUUCUGUGUAGUGUCCGGGGACAAUUGUGCCACGUAUCCACGCCAGUUCGAUAUAUGUGGUAGUGCCAUACCUGAGGAGUCGAUAUACUUCGCCGUGAAGACCUGGAGCGGAUUUCACUCUACCAGGGCGAAGGUGGUGAAGAAAACUUGGGGCAAACAUGUCAGUAACCUGCUGUUCUACAGCGACAAACCAGAUCCAUCUCUCCCCGCCAUAGAGACUGGCGUGCCGAACUCCAAAACUGGCCAUUGUUUGAAAACCAUUGCCAUACUGAAGCACGUGGUGAACACAGUUCGGAAUAUGCCACACGUCAAAUGGAUAUUUCUGGCCGACGAUGACACUAUACUGGGGGUCCAUAGAUUGUGCGAGGUGCUCAGUUGUUACCGGGGCGGUAGUGACGUCACAAUACUCGGGGAGCGGUACGGUUAUGGUUAUGGGAAAAAGGAAACUGCCGCUAAAGGCUACGACUACAUCACGGGUGGCGGCGGGACGGCGUUCAGCGUCCGCGCGGCGCAGCUGGUGUCGCGGUGCGCGUGCGGCGCCGGCGCGCCCGACGACAUGGCGCUCGGCGCCUGCGCCGCGCACCGCCUCAACAUCACGCUCACACACUCGCCGCUCUUCCACCAGGCUCGUCCCCAAGACUAUUCCCGCGAGGUGCUAGCCCGAGACCGCCCCGUCUCCUUCCACCGUCACUCGUCUCCAGAACCUCACAGGGUGUACGCAACCUGGUUCCAGCACGACGACAUGGCGCUCAAACGGAGACGAACGAAAGACGAGCUUUAGUUGACGGUAUAGAGAUGAAUUUCCAUUGUCACAAAAUAUAUGUGCCACAUUUGCUUACUGUUAUAAUCACAUUGUAACUAGAUGUCUAAGCAUAGGGGAUAUUUAAGGGGAAUUGUUAAGAGGAGUCUUAAUAGAAGGUAAGCCCAUAUUUUUUUAGAGUUUUUCUGUCUGUAUGUUUGUUCCAACGUACUCAGAAACUCCUAAAUUGGAUGCUAUUUGAACAGUAAUGUUCCUGAAGGCCUAAUUUAAAAUCUGGUACUUGUUUUAUCUUAAAACGUCAUCUAUAAGUGGUCUAUUUUAUUUGGUUUCCUUCUGAAAUUCAUACAUACGAAGUAACGGGCGAAAGCUAGUUAGAUAUAAGGAACCAGUGUUACCAUGUUCGUUCACGCUGAUCUCCUAAACGGCUCGAACGGCUUUAAUGAGGUUUUGUAAAAGCAUGUUUACUCCAUUUUUGACUUGACGGAUGUUGUUCACCCCUUGAGGAAGGUGGAGGAUCGUUGGGAAGAUUCCCAUUACUAGAUCUCUUGUGUGCAACCGUGAUGAAGAUGCCAGGCUCAUACAAUUGAACCGCUGAUUUCUUUUUUAUGGAUGGUAUUGGAAUGGUAACCUUGCCUGCGUUGAUGGUAUACGCUUGUGGGGCACUAGUGACAGAUAGGUGAGAAUGAAAAGGCACAUUAGUUAGCCUAUCAUGAUGAAUACACCUGGAAUUUAGCACGAUAGUUUCCAGGGGGGACCACGUGGAGGCCGAUCUGACAAGGUAUAUUGCUAGUAAUGGGACUGGUAGUUUACAAUACUAACAAUCCCUUCCCCCAAACCGUUGAUCUGACUCUUGUAUUAUAACAAUUGGAGAAAGAUGAAGUGAAAGGUCUCUCGAGGCUACUAUCUCCAACUUAAGGGGGGGGGGGGGAGGGAGGGAUUGUUGGCAAUGAAAUUUGACAGCCCCAUUGCCAGCAAUAUGCCCUAAUAGCUCGACCUCCACGUGGUUCCCCCUGGAAACUAUCGUGAACAAUUCUUGUUGAAUUCGUCACGAUGGGCUAACUGACUUGCUUCAUCCUCACCUAUCAUCCUUCACUGGUGCCCCGCCGGUCUAUUCCGAUAGCGCGGGUGGGGAUACCAUUCCAUUAUCACCCAUUAAAAAAAAAACUUGAGUAGGACAGUUUUGAUUCCGUUAACAAAUAAUGAAUCCUGUAGAUGGCGGUAGGAGGCGGCACCCAUAUUAGCAUGACAUAUUAAAAAUAGAUCGAUAGAAUUCAAUACGAGUACUUUGUGAAUAUGGCAAUGCUCCCAGAAUGUAAUCUCCUUCCCUUCAGACCCCUAAAAAGCGGCUAGGGUUGUCACAAAUUACGAAUUCAUGUACAUGGAAAGGAGAAUGAUAGACAUAGAUUUAGUGAUAAAAUUAUUUUUAUUUUUUAACUCUAUUUGAUAAAACUGUUAUUAAAAACUGUUGCUGACUGUUUAUUUAGCUAUUUUUUUUUAUAUAAAUUUUAUUCGUGUACUAAAAAUUAUAUAAUAUUUCAUUUUAUAUAAAAUUGUCUUAUAGCUGUUAGCUUGUUUAUUAUAGUUUUUAUAUUCAUGUUAAAAUGUCAACUAGAUGUUUAGGUUAAUAGUGUAUUAAACCGUAUUAUAAGGUUCCGUAGUUUUUUUACAGCAUGAGGGAGGGGGGGGGGGGAGUCGUGUUUUGGAUAUUUUGCCUAUCGGCCUAUCAAAGAAGAGUUUGUAAAAAUUUUUGUAAAUCUACAUUUUUUUUGGAAAAAUUGUAAAAUUGAUAUUUUGUAAUGACAACAAUGACGAAGUUACAAUGGUCUUCAUCAUUUGUCUAUGGAAUGCUAAAAAUAUACAAAAAUCUUAUAACCAUUUGUGACAAUCUUUGAACAAUGCCCCAUCAGUGUACUCGUGACAAUGGCCGAUGAAACCUGCGGGUCUACCAUGAAAUGAAAUUCCGAAAUUUCGGACUCAAUUUCGUGUGUUUGUUUAUACCAAAUUCGGACCAAUAAAUGGAGUUUAACAUUUCGUUCGUCAUACAUCCUAUCGUAAAAGUCCAAAGGAACAAUAUUUUAACAUUUUUAAUAUUUCCCCAAACGGUAAGUAUUAUGUAAUUUUAACAUCAAAUUUGUUUCGUUUGGCUCCGAAAUUUCGGAAAACACUUCAUGGUAGGCCCCACUGGUCGAAACGUCGAGGUAAUUCAGGUAAAUUGACAUAGUUUACCUAAAUGAUUUCGUAAUUCUUAUCUCUUAUAAAGUGUUAAGUAUAAUAUCAAAUAAUGAUCUUGCGCAACGAGCAGUUCGACGUUAUAGAAAUAAAGUGGCUUAGAUUAUAUAGAUAGAGUGUCGAGUGUCAAAAACAGGACAAGUUUUUAUCAGCUAAUUGUCAAAUUAGCUUACUCGUUUUGUUUAUCAGUGUUCUACAUUUACUCAUAAAAUGUAUUUUGACGUAUUCUUUAAUAAAUAAAAUGAGUGUUUACGCAUUAAACAGAUGUAGAAAUUAUUAGACAAAAUAAAUAUAGAAGUUAUAAAGGAGUUUUACCAGAGGGAGACUUUUAAAGUAGUUUGCUUGGUCACCUCUGUCCUAUUCGUGUUUCAACCGUGAAGCAGUUGUGUUUGUAUGGCUGUGUUUCGGUUUGAAGGGUGGGAUAUGGCAGUAAAUUUACAGGGUACAGAGGAAUAACACUCGAGUCCUCAGGAAUGGCAACGCAUGUGGGGUAUCAUUGGCGAAACAGUAUACUCUGUUAUGUCCAUGGUACUGCUCAUGUCUAUAGGCGACGGUUACCAUUUUCCAUCAGAGAUGGGCCGUCUAGUUUGGCAUUCUAAGUUGAAUAAAGUCACUCAUAACUAUUUAUCACACAAAAUUGUAUGAAAAAGUUGUCCCGUUUUUCUCGAAACAUUUGUAUGGUGACACACUACCUAUAUAAUAUAAGUAUAUCGGUUAUAUGCAUUUAAAAUAAGUUUAUGUAGUCGUUGUGUUCAGUAUUGUUGCAUUGUAAGUACUUGUGUAAACAUAUCAGUUCUUGACUUUAAUAAAUUUAAUAUUUUUCUAA